Messenger RNA from Manis pentadactyla (Chinese pangolin), 2465 nucleotides. RefSeq names its product NHERF family PDZ scaffold protein 4 (gene NHERF4). The transcript is spliced from 10 exons. Bases 417 to 1943 code for a protein of 508 amino acids. The record is from RefSeq and is a predicted model, not a curated record. Lineage: Eukaryota; Metazoa; Chordata; Mammalia; Pholidota; Manidae. Gene Ontology annotation, molecular function: signaling receptor binding; protein-membrane adaptor activity. Gene Ontology annotation, cellular component: apical plasma membrane. Gene Ontology annotation, biological process: protein localization to plasma membrane.
AUUGGCCUUUUCAUUCGUACUUACCCCAUGCUUAGAAGUAGAAUAGUCAGCACCUACCUUUCUUUGCACAGAGCAGGAGCUGAGACAGCAGCAGAGCCUCGGGAGAAAGUUGAGGCCCAGGAAUGGGGGCAGGAGGAACGUGCACACUUCCCCAGAGGAUGAUAAGAUUCUCCUCCUGUUAACCAUUAUCCCCCUGCUUCCAAGGCAGUGUCUUCAAGGAGGUGUGACGGGACAGGGCAGGGUAGGUGGGAGGGUCAGCUGCUUUCAAUGGACCUUGGCCCCACACCGAGCACUGGGUCGCUGAUCCAGCUAUGGAGGCAGCCACAGGUAGGAGGAGGGAGAAACCCUCGGAGGGGACUUGAGGACAGUCAGGGGGCAGAUUGUGAGGCUGGGGCUUUGGGACCAGGGCACACUCUAUGUUGGGGCUUGGAGCCCCGAGGCAAAGAGACUGGAAGUUAGGAGAGAAGAGGAAGUUCGAGUUUAACCCGAAGCUGGGCAUUGAUAAUCCUGUCCUCUCCCUGGUGGAAGACCAUGACCUCUCUGGUCUCUGGAGCCUGGAGCUGCCUCGCUUCUGUCUGCUGAGCAAAGAGAAUGGCAGGAAUUUUGGGUUCCACUUGAAGCAGGAGCUGGGCGGGGCCGGGCCUGUGGUGUGCAGGGUGGAGCCAGGCACCUCUGCCCAGCGCCAGGGUCUGCAGGAAGGAGACCGGAUCCUGGGGGUGAACAACCACGUGGUGGAGCAUGAAGAGUAUGCAGUGGUGGUCCGCCACAUCCGGGCCAGUGGCCCUCGGGUGCUGCUGACGGUUUGGACGCAGCACGUGCAUGAUGUGACCCGAGCUCAGCAGGGGAAUGAUGCCCACCUCUGUCCUACUCUCGGCCCAGGGGUCCGGCCCCGGCUGUGCCACAUAGUGAAAGAUGAGGGUGGCUUUGGCUUCAGUAUCACCUACAGGCAGCAGGGUCACUUCUGGCUGGGGCUGAGUCCUGGAGGAGCCGCUGAGAGGGCAGGGGUGCCCCCUGGAGCCCGACUGCUGGAAGUGAACGGGGUCGGUGUAGAGAGGUUCACUCAUAGCCGGCUCAGCAGGAAGAUUUGGCAAAGUGGAGAGCAGGUGACCCUGCUGGUGGUCGGGCCAGAGGUGGAGGAGCAGUGUCGCCGGCUGGGAAUGCCGCUGGCCGCACCCCUGGCAGAAGGCCGGGCUCUGCCCAACAAACCCCGCUGUCUGCACCUGGAGAAAGGGCCCCAGGGCUUUGGGUUCCUGCUCCGGGAAGAGAAGGGCCUUGACGGUCAGCUCGGGCAGUUCCUGUGGGAGGUGGAUCCCGGACAGCCAGCCAAGAAGGCCGGGAUGCAGGAUGGGGACCGGCUGGUGGCUGUGGCUGGGGAGAGCGUGGAGGGGCUGGGCCAUGAGGAAACAGUGUCCAGGAUCCGGGCACAGGGCUCCUGUGUGUCCCUCGUCGUCGUUGACCCAGAGGCUGACCGCUUCUUCAGCAUGGUUCGCUUAUCCCCACUCCUCUUCCUGGAGAGCCCAGAGGUUCCUACCUCUCCCCAGGACAUCUGCUCAACCUUUCUGGUUGACACCAAGGACCCACCAGUUGAAGACACAGCCACACCUUUUGCCCCAUGUGGGUCCUGCCAGUGCGUCCUCUACCCUGGGCCUGGCGGUGGCUAUGGCUUCCGGCUUAGCUGUGUGGCCAGUGGGCACUGUCUCUUUGUCUCCCAGGUGACCCCAGGAGGCUCAGCCGACCGGGCAGGACUGCAAAUGGGAGACAUAAUUCUCGAGGUGAAUGGGUAUCCCACGCGUGGAGAGAACGACCCGGAGAAGCUUCAGCAGCUGGCUGAAGCUAAGCCGCCCCUCUGCCUGAAGCUGGCGGCCCGGUCUUGGCAGGGCUGGGAAGCCUGGAUUCCCCAGGGGUCUCAAGAGGUCUCGGCUCUGGCCUCAGGUCUGCUGUAAUGCUCCCCUGCUCGGCGCGCGCCUGCCCAGGGGCUCUCCUGUCCCUAUUUCCAGCCUGAGGUGGUAAUGGCUGAGACCCUCUCUUUAGGCUGAAAAGAGACUGAAACUCUCGACUCUGGACACGUCCCAUCCCAGGAUUGCCCAGGGUCUCCCUCCCUCCCUUCCCAUGGGCCUGUAUCCCUGGAAAGGGUGUGGCCAGAAGGCCUCUGGUCCCCGUUCGUGAGCCUCCCGUCUGAUUCCAGAGGACGUCACCUGGGGGCUUUGGGAGCUGUGCCCGAAGGAUGAGUGGUGUGAUUUUGUGAUUUAUAAGAAAUGUAUUUAUACACUUAUCACAGUGAGCAUUUCAUAACAUAUAUGUUAGUAAUAACGUGUAACAGUUGAAUUGCUGUUGUACACCUAAAACCAAUAUAGUGUUGUAUUAUCAACUAUAUUUCAAUUAAAAAAAAAGAAACUAGAAAUACUCAGUAUCAUUGUAUAACUGCAAUAUGUAAAUUUUUGGAUUUAAUAAACUAAAUAUUAAUG